This is a messenger RNA of Triticum aestivum (bread wheat), 1810 nucleotides long. Its product is annotated as protein FAR1-RELATED SEQUENCE 5. NCBI's taxonomy places the organism in Eukaryota, Viridiplantae, Streptophyta, Magnoliopsida, Poales, Poaceae. The record is from RefSeq and is a predicted model, not a curated record. The coding region runs from base 389 to 1810 and encodes 473 amino acids. The transcript has 5 exons.
UUCUCGCGCCAAAAAUUGCUGCGCCGCGUAUCAAGGUGAGGACUGAGGUGCUCGUCGCACGAAUCGGCACAACCAAGAUGCGUUCUCCUUGAGUUGCCACCGCCGCGAUCGUGCCAAGCUGCUGCCACCACCGCCGCCGCAUCGAAUCCAACGGAGCUGCCGCCGUGGCUUUGCUUGUCGAGCAGCCGCCACCGCGUCGCCCGUCGAGCAGCCGCCGCCGCCGCCGAAUCCAACAAAGUUGCAAUCGCAGCGUCGCCGUCAGCUUCCGCCGCUGUGUCACAUCCAACAAAGCUGGCUCCAAACUGCGCGUACACGUUGCGAUCUAAGGCGAGGAGUCACGUUCGAUCGCCAUAGUCAAUUGGUGGAGCCAUCCCACAUCUGUUUUCCAAUGGAAAGCACAAACGAGGGAGAUCACCAGGAUAAUGGCAGUCUGAAUACAUCGAGUGCCAUACCAAGUUGGGUACCACAGAUGGGCAUGAAAUUCGGCACUGUCGAUGAAGCAUGGACAUUCUGGGUUACUUAUGGGGGCAAAGUUGGAUUUGGUACUAGAAAGCGAUACCUCAACCCAAGUAAGUUUGAUCGGACAAUCACGUCGUGCAGAUUUGUUUGUCGCAAGGAAGGCCAUCGAGGAAAAGACAAAAGAGAUAAGCAUAUUAAGGAACCUCGAGCUGAGAUUCGAACCGGUUGUCUAGCUCGCAUGGGUCUCACAAUAAACAGAGAAGCGGGAAAUUAUGAAGUAACCGAUCUUGUUCUAGAGCACAACCACAUUAUGCAGUUGCAAGAAACAUGCCACUUUCUGCCAUCACAGCGAAAGAUAUCUGAAAUUCAAGCUUUUGAGAUUGAAAUUGCAGAUGAUUCAGGUAUUGGGCCAAAAGCUGCGUAUGAGUGUGCUAGUCGUCGAGUUGGUGGACCAUCUGUUCUUGGCUAUAUACGUAGGGAUCACAAAAAUCACCUACGUACUAAGCGCCAAAGGGAACUAAUGUAUGGUGAAGCUGGGAGUAUGUUAAAAUACUUUCAGGAUAAAGUCGCCCAAAACCCAUCGUUCCAAUAUGCCAUACAGCUGGACAAUGAAGAACAGAUCACAAAUAUAUUUUGGGCUGAUGCAAAAAUGUUAAUUGAUUAUGCUCAUUUUGGUGAUGUGGUUACUUUUGACACAACAUUUGGAACCAACAAGGAACUUAGGCCAUUUGGUGUAUUCGUUGGGUUCAAUCAAUUCAGACAAACUGUUAUAUUUGGUGCUUGCCUUUUAUAUAGUGAAACAUAUGAGGCUUUCAAAUGGCUAUUUGAAACUUUUCUCUUUGCACAUAAUCAGAAGCAUCCAAGAACUAUAUAUACAGAUCAAGAUGUUGCAAUGGGAAAUGCGGUUGAGGAUGUAUUUUUAAUGGCACGGCAUGGUUUAUGCACGUUUCACAUAAUGCAGAAUGCCAUCAAACAUUUAUCUUGUCAUAAGAAGGAGGAGGAGGAGUACUUUGUUAAUACAAAUAGCAUGCUUGGAUGCUUCAGUGCUAAACAUUGCAGUAGCACUUCAGUUUCAGUUCUACAAAUUUCAGUACUCUAUUCAGAGUAUAGUGAAACAAGCAAGUUGGUGGAUAGCAGAGGUCCGUUGGAUGAGAAAGCAGUGAACGAACGGCCGAUUGUGGCCCGUACGGCAGUUCUGCCGUGCGUGAAGGCACGGCAGACGAGCCGCGUCCCGGCCGGCCACGAGAUGAGAAUCUCCGGGGGCGCCGAUCCAACAGUGGCACCGUACGUACGUGCAGAAACGGCACAGGAGAAAGACUGGAGGGAGGGAGAGCUGUGGAUGCUGAACUGA